CGGUUUCCCACCACUGCCUCCCCACCAUCAUGGCAGCUCAUCUCAAGAAAUCCGUCUGGUUCAUACCAAACAUUUCUAGUUCUAUCACCGCGUCUGAUAUCCUGCGCGCAUUUCAUCAAGUAUCUGAAACUGGAUGGGAUAUCGACGUCACGGUCAAGCCAUACAGAAAGCGUGGCGGCGGCGCCAAUGACCCUCUGACUGGUUUUUUCGCGCGCGUCAGGUUCAAGUUCUCUAGUGCUGGCUUGACCGAAAAGGCGCUUGUGACUAUGCACCAGCAAAUCUCUAUACCCGGUUCUGACUUUUUGGUGGCAUUUUCUCUCCACCCAGAGAGCGCCCCGUUUCCCCCACAAGGUGGAAUUCCCCGGCUAGUGAAAGGUCUUCCUCAGGGGUACACGGCCGGUCGACUCUAUGAUCUUUUGCGACCAAAAACCUCUGUAGCGUCUAUUCGUGUCCACGUUGAUUUUACGUCAGUGUGGUUUAACAAAGAAGAGGACAUCGUUGAGUCAGUACUGUUAGAAAACGGCUGCAAGCUCACGUUCCACGCAUAUGAACCUUUAACGUUGUUCUGUGCCGGCUUGGCGCGGGGAACUGACAUGGCGAUGCUUAGAAAUGCAUUCCUAGAUUGUGAAGGUAUUAAAGACAUAAGCAUCCCUCGGCAGAACAGAGGCUCGGCAUUCGCAUUUGUGUCUUUCAACACCGCUGAUCAGGCUUUUAUCGCAAAGAAAAAGGUGCACGGAACAACCGUCAACUCUCGGAGGAUCAGUGUACAAUACAGGGAGCACAAGAGGGCACCUGUCAAAGAACAGAAGGCCGAGAGUCCGGACGAAGCCAAAGAAACAGAGCUUCUUCCCUCUUCUGAGGUGCCUAAAGCAGAGGUUCAGCAGACCCAGACGACAUCGGACGAUUGCAGUCGGAUAAAGCACAUAGUGGUCGAUGGCAAAGUCUCCGAUCAGUGGAUUGAGAUAUGGAAGAAUGAAGCCGAAAGUUCAAAGGCCGAGCUCGUAAAAACGCGCGGACGAGUUGUUGUGCUAGAAGAGCAGUUGCAGCUGUUAAAGGAAGGAAGAGAUAAAAAACUUGCCGACAUUCAACGCUUGAACGAGCAAAACACCAAGUUGAAGAAGGAUCUGGACGUGCAAAUGAAGGCAGAAGAUAGGGAGAAGUUGCAAGUGGAGAUCAACGAUCUGAAACGUAGACUGGAGCUGUCAGAAUCGCGAAGGAAGAUACUCGAAAUGCAAGCCGACGCGCCGAUGUGGCAGGAAGCGAAGAAGAAGCGGGAGGCGGCGGAGAGGAAGGUAGAGGCGGAGAGGAAGAGGAAGGCAGAGCUGGAGGAGUCGAAAAGAAAAAUGAGGGAGAUACAAGAGACGGAGGCCCGCCGAAAGAAAGAAGAAGAAGCCGCAAAGAAGAGGGAGAAAGAGAAAAAGGAACGGGAAGAAAGGGAAGAGCAGGAGAGGAGACAGGGAAAAGCGCGCAAGGAGCAGGAAUGGCGGGAGGCAACAGUCAAGGAACGCGCCCGGUUGAAGAUGAUGGCUAACAACCUCUGGGGACUUGGCAAGUGGUCCGAUAGACGCGCUCUCGACCGUGUCCAGAUGCUUAUGGACGAGUUUGAGAACAUCAAGUUUUCAGAGAGUCAGCCUGCGACAUUUGAGGUUAUUCCGUGGCCUGUACUGCACGACCCGCUGCAACUCAAGGUGGGGCAGGUUGAUUGGGCUGGGGUGGAGGCCUUUUUUGUGACAGCGAGGGCCGAGUUGGAGGUAGCCGAAUACAAGAAGAUGGUCGAGAGGCUGCAUAAGAUGUUUCAUCCGGAUAGGUGGCGGGCGAGGGCAAUUUUGAAGACGGUGUUCGACGAAUUUCUCCGUCAUGCAUUGGAGGAAGCAGGGAAUACUGUAUCGCAGGCGAUGACGCCAUUGUGGAGGGCUUCGAAAGCGCUUUGAGGUGGUCUUCUAAGAGUAUAUUUUAUCUAUCUGCAUCAUCUUCGAAGGGAUUUCUGGCACUUGUACUACUAGUUGUAUCUUAUGGUAUAUGAGCAGGCGAACUGUUGACAGUCAAUUAUCAUCAGGCGAUUCAAGAAUG
Messenger RNA from Guyanagaster necrorhizus, 2070 nucleotides. RefSeq lists its product as uncharacterized. The record is from RefSeq and is a predicted model, not a curated record. Bases 30 to 1931 code for a protein of 633 amino acids. The transcript has 7 exons. NCBI's taxonomy places the organism in Eukaryota, Fungi, Basidiomycota, Agaricomycetes, Agaricales, Physalacriaceae. Gene Ontology annotation, molecular function: RNA binding.